AUGUUCAUUCAAUUAAGAUCAUUCUCUUCUAUGAGAACAGUUUUACAAAAUGUGACAAGAACAAGAAUAGUGCCAACUUUACCAACAUUCUAUUCAGCUAAUCCUGUUCAUGAAAAUAACAUCAACAGAUUAGAAUAUCUACUAAGUAAAUAUUCUAAAAUACCUCGUAAGUUAAAUAUAUCUGAUCCAUUACUAAUGGCAAGAGAAAAAAAAACUGCUGUUCAUUGGAUUACAUUAGAGGAGUACAGAGACAUCACUGGGUCUGGGGUAAGAUUGAAACCUACACAAUAUAAACAGUUAAUCUAUUAUCUAAACAAACUAAACUCCUUAGAUCCAGAAUUAAUUAGUGAGGAAGUAAGAUUGGAAAUGGAUAAAUAUAAUAGAGACAAAUCGACAUUUUCUAAGAGGGGUCCUACUCAUGAUGGUACAUAUAGGAUCCCGGAAUUAGAUUCCCAGGGUAGAUCAAUUGCUGUUGGCAGACGUAAAUCUGCAAGUGCCAAAUGUUACACUGUGAGAGGCGAAGGAUUGAUAUUGGUUAACAACCGUCCAUUGAAUGACUAUUUUGUCAACAUUAAAGAUAGAGAAGCCAUAAUGUACCCAUUACAAGUCAUCCAAGGUGUCGGCAAGUUCAAUAUCUACGCUUUAACCUCCGGUGGUGGAUGCACUGGUCAAGCUGAUGCUAUAAGUCUAGCAUUAGGGAAAUCAUUAUUGGCAUUUAAUCCACUUUGGAAAUCCCGUUUACACAAAGCUGGUUGUUUGACUACUGAUUACAGACGUGUGGAGAGAAAGAAACCAGGUAAAGUCAAGGCUAGAAAGAUGCCAACUUGGGUCAAACGUUAA
Arxiozyma heterogenica is the source of this 840-nucleotide messenger RNA. RefSeq names its product mitochondrial 37S ribosomal protein uS9m MRPS9 (gene MRPS9). The coding region runs from base 1 to 840 and encodes 279 amino acids. Gene Ontology annotation, biological process: translation. The record is from RefSeq and is a predicted model, not a curated record. Lineage: Eukaryota; Fungi; Ascomycota; Saccharomycetes; Saccharomycetales; Saccharomycetaceae. Gene Ontology annotation, molecular function: RNA binding; structural constituent of ribosome. Gene Ontology annotation, cellular component: mitochondrial small ribosomal subunit; ribosome. The transcript has a single exon.